AUGCCGGAACGCGCGCCGCCGGGACAACUGCCUCGUGCCGUGGAAAUCAUCCUGGGCGAAGAUCUGGUUGACAAGGCCAAGCCCGGUGACCGCGUGCGUAUUGUAGGCAUUUAUAAAGGCCUUGCUACCAGUGCUGCUGGAAGUGCACCUGCCUUUUUUCGUGGAAUUUUGGUGGCAAAUGCGGUGCGUCAGUUGGGCCGAGAAGCAAACAUGCCUGUGCUUACAGACCUGGAUAUCCAGCAAAUCAAGGCCGUGUCACAGCGUCCAGAUCUCUUCACGCUAUUGGCCCGGUCUCUAGCCCCCUCAAUAUGGGGACAUGCUGCCAUCAAAAAGGCAAUUCUUUUAAUGUUGCUCGGUGGCGUGGAGAAGAUUGUUGACCAGACACACAUUCGCGGAGAUAUCAACUUGUUGAUGGUGGGCGACCCCUCAACGGCAAAAUCGCAGCUGUUGCGCUUCGUGCUGGCCAUUGCGCCAUUGGCGGUGGCGACUACAGGUCGCGGUUCCACAGGUGUAGGGCUGACCGCUGCUGUGGCUGUCGAUCGGGAAACAGGCGAGCGGAGGCUGGAGGCUGGAGCCAUGGUUCUGGCAGACCGCGGUGUCGUCUGCAUCGACGAGUUUGACAAGAUGAGCGAGGGCGAUCGUGUGGCUAUUCACGAAGUUAUGGAGCAACAAACGGUAACAAUUGCCAAGGCAGGGAUCCAUCUCUCACUCAAUGCGCGGUGCAGUGUAAUUGCUGCGGCAAAUCCAAUAUUUUCACAAUACCGUGAACACGCAAGCCCGCGGGAAAAUAUCCGGCUGCCGGAUUCCCUGUUGUCACGCUUUGAUCUGCUCUUCAUUGUGCUUGACCGGAUGAAUGAGAAGACGGAUCGGAUGCUUGCGGAACAUGUCCUCGCAAUGCACUCGCGUGUGGACACCACCAAUUCCGAAGAUGCUGCUGGGAAUUCUGUUGACGAUGCCGUUUUUGCCACUCAUCGCUAUGCCGCCACAAGCUAUGACCAUGAUGUUGCCAAUGCGGACAUGGAUACCGGCAAUGAUGAUGCAGCUGCCAGCGGCGACUCUGACCUGUUGACGCUCUCGUUCAUACGCAAGUACAUCCACUAUGCCAAGGUCCGUAUGCGGCCGGUGCUAAGCUCAGGCGCCAUGGAGGCCAUCAAAGCGAUGUAUCUUGCGUUUCGCGCCAAAAGUGAACAAUCUGGCCGCGAUCAGGCUAGGACAAUGCCGGUAACGCCGAGAACGCUAGAGACGCUCAUUAGGCUUUCCACGGCACAUGCUAAGGCACGGCUUAGCAGCAUAGUCGAGGAGGUCGAUACGUUGGUGGCCGAAGAACUUGUGCGCUUUUCCCUCUACAAAGAGGUCAUACCCAAAUGCGCUCGUCGGCCAAAGAAAACCAAACCAAUCUCGCAGGCAGGCCCCGAAGAUGAAGAUCAAGAAGCCCAAGGAGAGUCUAAUCACAGCCACACAGACAACAACAGUGAAAUCAAACAGCACAGUGAUGGCGAUGACGGGGAUACAUUUGGGUUUACCGAGGAGCCCCCCUCAAGUGUGGCGAUGUCUUUGGCGCAAGCGUCGGAGGAUGGACCAUCUACAAACAUCCAGCCAACUGAUGCGCAAAUAUUGACCAUCAAGAGCGCGUUGCUACGUGUGCGCGCUCAAAACGACUCGUUUGUAAUGCUCGACGCCCUUAUUGAGGAGCUCCAUUCAGACGGGGUGGAACUGCCUCCCGGAACGGUCUCCGUUGUCCUCCAGCAGAUGGAAACAGCCAAUCAGCUCAUGUUCCGAGAUGGAAUCAUUUUUUUCAUAUAA
Messenger RNA from Mitosporidium daphniae, 1803 nucleotides. RefSeq lists its product as uncharacterized. Lineage: Eukaryota; Fungi; Microsporidia. Bases 1 to 1803 code for a protein of 600 amino acids. Gene Ontology annotation, molecular function: ATP hydrolysis activity; single-stranded DNA binding; ATP binding. The transcript is spliced from 2 exons. Gene Ontology annotation, cellular component: MCM complex; nucleus. Gene Ontology annotation, biological process: double-strand break repair via break-induced replication; DNA replication; DNA strand elongation involved in DNA replication. The record is from RefSeq and is a predicted model, not a curated record.